Molecule: messenger RNA, 2641 nt
Organism: Liolophura sinensis
Lineage: Eukaryota; Metazoa; Mollusca; Polyplacophora; Chitonida; Chitonidae
Product: ribonuclease H2 subunit B-like
Exons: 12
Coding region: 908-1993 (361 amino acids)
Biological process (GO): RNA catabolic process
Cellular component (GO): ribonuclease H2 complex; nucleoplasm
Source: RefSeq, a predicted model, not a curated record
UCUGCUUCUAUAACUGGCCUACAAAAAAACACAAAAAAAAACAAAACUGGUACCUGUUAACUUCGCUUAAAGGUGUUAAUUUUAGGACCAUGUGUUCACCAUCAACCUGAUGUUCACUAUGAUACAGACUUCACCAUCUUUGAUCUUCCAAAACAUCAGUUUCCACUCAUUCCAUGUGUGAUGCUAUGUACACUACCUGAUUUAAUCUUGGGACACCAUUACUCAGCAGUAAAUGAGGGACUUGGUAUCUACAUACAGGUGUCCUGUUUGUCCUGUUUCAUUCAGACGGUGAGUAAGAAAGAAUCAGACAUCAAUUGGUAUCUGAAAAUGAUCCUCCUGACAUAAAUUUUAAUCUCAGCUAAAAAUUUAUUUAGUUGCAAAGUGGGGCAACUUUCAUUUCAAGGGACACAGUUGUGAGAGUUACGGUGUAAAACAGCUGCAAAUGUGUCAGACACAUUUAGGAAUAUAUAUUGCUAUUCAUAGCUUCCAACAUCUGGGUUCCUCCCAAGGCAAGGAGGUGAUAAAUAACAUGGAGCUAUCAAAAUGGGCGAAAUGCUGAUUUUUGCCGAUUUCUAAAGUUUAAAGAACUACAGGACAAUGAAACUAUCAUCUUUCAAUGUUAGGCACAUUAUGAUUACUCUUCCAAGAAAAAAUUAUUACCAAAAAGCUACAUUUUUCAUUGUUCAUGCUAAAAUCUUAUCCAAGGCCUAUCUCUUCUAGGUUAAAUUCGGUUUGUUUUCACCUUCAAUUCUCUAAAGUACGUAACUAAAGAGUGUGCUAAUGAUUGGUUCAUAGCAGCUAUGACAUCACUUCAGAAUGAUAAACACGGGCAUUACAAUUUUCUGAGCAUACAUCCUCCAAUGAGAGCUAGCCUGCUCAGCAACUAAACUUUAUCUCGAGUUGCAAAAUGUUAAUGCACUGUUCUGGUCACGUGGUGGAAGACAUGAUUUUUCACUCAACAAUCUGGAAUCCACAAGGAACAUCUGAGCCAUUACCACGAUUGCCUGUAAUUAUGCCCCCAAGAAGAUCCCGAAACUCUGUGAAGACAGAGCCAGAGGAGGCUGAUGUUGAUAAGAAGGUGCCAGCGAGCAGCGGUCACUGUAAAGAUGAACAGAGUCAGUGGGUGAUGGUCACUGAUGACACAGCCCUUGAUUGUGAUCCAAACAAUGAAAACAGUCCAGUGUUUGUCAGAUUAAAACAUCCUAAAACUGAGCAAGGAGCAUUGUUUUUGUUCACCCAUGGAGACUCAAGUGUGUAUGAAGUGAACAAAUUCACAGAGAAGUACAGAUCUUGGUUGAUAGAUGAUACAGUUCAAGCAGAUGGUAGUAUAUUACUGGUGACACCUGCCGAUCCUGUUUACCUGGUCUUACCGUACUUGAUUGCUUCUGCUCAGUCUGGAAAGUAUAUGACUUUAGAUCAGAUAGUGGUGGAUGAGAACUUCUCAGAGUGCCGCAGACUUCUCAGUUGUUCUGGACUCAGUGAACUCUCAAAUGUGGCAGACAUUAAAGGAGAUGAUGAUCUGAAAGUGUUCCGAUACAAUAAGGAAAAGACUCUUUCAUGGUUAAAGUUGAAGGUAGAAAAAGUCGUAGACAGAUUACAGCAGAGAAAUGUUCUUAUUGGGAGUGUGGGUCAGUCAGCAACCUAUGUCCGUAGUUUGAAGGAGCAAUCGGUGACGGAAGAUGACUACAGACGGUAUGCAUGUGGACUUGUAUCCGAUUACCUCCCUUUGGAGCUGAGCUCUUUGUUGGUUGAUUACCUGGACAUACCUGUUAAACCAGACCCAAGCCCAGUUGAGGAACCUCCAAGCAAGAAAGUAAAACUUGAGCCUGCAGACUUAAAUCCGACAGAAGAUUACAGCAAAGGUCAGAAAAAGCUAGAUAACAAGAUGCAGAAGAAUGGCAGCAUGACAGCUGGACAGAAGAAACUCCUAAGUGUAGAUAAAACAGGCAUGAAGAACAUAUCAAGUUUUUUCUCACCAAAGUCGAAAACGUGAUCCACAAGUUGUUCCAGAUACAGUUAUUGAUUCACACCCAGACCAAAUAUAACCCUGAUGCCUUCAAGCCAUUUCAACUGUGCAACAAAUUUCAAAAAAGAUUGAAUAUGGAGAUCUGGGAUCCUCUUUGAACAUUGGUUAGACUACAUUGAACAUUGGUUAGACUACAUUGAACAUUGGAUAGACUGCAUAUAAUAUUGGGCAGACAGCAUUGACUCUUGGUUAGACAGCAUUGGGGUUUCUGGAAUAUGUUGAAUUGGUUUUUGUCUCAGAAAAGUCCAUGUUUCCUAACAGUGUGUGCUCUGUUCCAAAGACUCGCCGCUGAGCAAAUCAAUAUUCAAUGUUCAUCAGUGAAAAUACCGUGAAAGAGUUGAAAUUCAUACCUACACAGAUGACAGAGCCUUUCUUCUGACGUCAUUUCCUGCCUCCACACUGAAACGAGUUAUCCAAGACCCAUCCUGGGCGACAAGUUACAUGGAAUUACCUGUCAGUUGUCUGUUACAGCCGCAGGGUACCAGUAGCAUUGUAAACCUAUACAUGUACAUAUCUACAUAUUUCCGCCUAAAGCAGGUUUCUGAUAUUUUACACUGCUGUCUUCUUGUUCUCAAACACAUUGUUUUAUGCACGAAAAAUAAAGCAAAAUUUUGA